UGGAGUGCGGGAGUGUGUAGUGUGUAGCGGAGUGAAAAGAAAUGGAGAGAAGUGGAGGCGAGGAGAGCAGCAACAAGAGCCAGAAGUGCGUGCGAAUAUCGAAUUGACAUCGAAGCUCCGUUAAAGCACGCGCACAAUGGAUUGUUAUUGUGGCCGCUGAAAACGAGAAUGAAACAAUAAAGCUAACUGUAAAAUACAUAUACAUACAUACAUACAUACAUAUAUUCGAGUAGGUAUAGUCUCUCCAGCAAUCAGCAGAAGUGGCACACCAAAAGGCCGCGAGAAUAUAAACAGAAACAGAAAUCGAAAACGAAAAUAAAGAAAAAUACAACACCCAGAUCUGAAGAUCUGAAGAUCUAAAGAUGAUUACUCAGUCGCUCGGGUGGAUUCUGUGGCUGGUGGCUAUCGGUGGCUGUCACCUGAUUAGCGGCCAGCAGCUGCAGGGACCGCCGCCCCGUCCCCGGGGACGGAUACGCAUUUCGGAUAUGCAAGCGCAGAUUCCUGGCCCAGACCCAAUGCUACGGAGCUGGCCCAGCCUCGCCGGAUCAGUGCCCGUGAGCUCCACGGUGCACACUCACAUUCCGCUGCUGCGGGAGGAGAGUGCCAGGCCAGCCACGCCCAGGCAGGAGGCGUCGGUGGUGUACGGCAACUGGAAGCCGGAACAUCCAGAGAAUCCCUACGAGGCAGACGCGGAGCAGCAGCCCAAGGAGCGAGUCUACGGCCGUUUGGAGGCCAUGCUGAUGGGAAUGCCAGCGGAAGGCACUGACACGAAGCCGUCCAGAUCCAUCGAGGAACAGCUGGUACCCAUCGCUCCUGGAGACUAUCAGGGUCCAGAGUUAGCGCGUCCCGCCAGCUUCGAGCGCUCGCCGGAGAAGCACGGCCGACGGCGCAUAACCUCCCAGCAGUCGCCGCACCAGUUCGAAGUGGUGAAGAUGAAUGCCACCGAUCCGCUGCUCAGGGCCAUGGCCAAGCAAAUCAAUGAAUCUGUGGAGACGACAACGGGGGAGGGACGACGUCCUUCCCAAUCCACCACGGACGACAACUGGAUGCCUCUGCCGUAUCCCUAUCCGUAUGACACCACAGUGCCGGCUCCAUCGGCAACCAGCUCCUCGAGCUCGAGCCUGCCGCAGUCAUCCGUGGUGCACUCUCCGGCGCCCACUCAAGCCACGAGGUCAACAACGGUCUCGCUCAACUGGCCCACCGAUUUCAUCGACAGCUCCGCCAACAGCGCCAACAGCGCCAACAGCGCGAGCACCGAACCGGAGCGCGUCGAUGCCAAUCUUGGCAUGAGCAUUGACCGACGCGACGAUAGCGUUGGAGAUUCCCUGGAUGACUACAAGUACUACGAGGACUCCCUCAACUCCGCCCAGAUGCACAGCGAGCUGAGUGUGCCGGAGACGCUGGUGCCGCAGCGGCCGCUGAAUAUAACCCGCGUGGGGAUACCCUUCGAGGAGCGGAACGCGGCCGAGGAGCCCACCAUAUGCGUGCCCCUGACCGUCACAGAGACGUCUCUGGCCUCGGACAGUGCCACGCCACUGGUAUUGGAGGUUGAGCGUGUCUACUGCUUUCCCCUGCCCAAAGUGGAGGUCCGUACGGGCAGCGGCAGCGUCAUACGGCAACAGGUGGAGCAGAUAACAAGGUCGAGUCUGGGAGAAAUCCCCGAAAUGGAAAUGGAGCCCACGGAGCAGCCAAUGCCAACCGAUGUGACAGCUGGCGCUGCCAGCCAGAGCACCCGCUCCAUGACGCUACUCUUCCUCCUCCUCCUUCAUAUCGGCUACCGUAGCAGGCCAAGGAUUUGGAUUUAGAACUAGAAUUAACACAGAUCAAUAACAAUAAAUAACUCAGGGGCUAAUCAUAAUAUACAA
Molecule: messenger RNA, 1865 nt
Organism: Drosophila obscura
Lineage: Eukaryota; Metazoa; Arthropoda; Insecta; Diptera; Drosophilidae
Product: flocculation protein FLO11
Exons: 2
Coding region: 363-1805 (480 amino acids)
Source: RefSeq, a predicted model, not a curated record